AUGAUCUAUGAAGAAGAGGUAAUCACAGAAGAAGAGGAAGGUUUCAAAUGGAGCAACCUCAGAAGCUCGGAGUUCUCGCACAGAAAAAAGGGCCAAAUGGGAGGAAGAGCAAAGAGAAGGACCUUGACUAAGAGCUUGUCGGAGCUCGAGGUCGAAGAGCUAAAGGGGUUCGUGGAUCUGGGGUUCGUCUUCUUGGAGGAAGACAGAGUCGACUCAAGCUUGGUCUCCAUCAUUCCUGGGCUACAGAGACUGGGCAACAAAAUUAAAGAUGGUGAAGAAGAUGACGAAGAUGGUGAUGAGAAACUGACUGCUGGUGAGUCUGUAGUUGUUGCAAGGCCUUAUCUGUCGGAGGCGUGGGAAUGGUGGGAGGAGAAGAGGAAGGAGGAUCCAUUGAUGAACUGGAAGGUUCCUGCUCUUGGGAACAAGACCGACAUGAAAGAGAGUCUCAAAUGGUGGGCUCACACCGUUGCUUCAACUGUUGUUAGAUGA
This is a messenger RNA of Eucalyptus grandis, 489 nucleotides long. RefSeq lists its product as uncharacterized. Lineage: Eukaryota; Viridiplantae; Streptophyta; Magnoliopsida; Myrtales; Myrtaceae. The transcript has a single exon. The record is from RefSeq and is a predicted model, not a curated record. Bases 1 to 489 code for a protein of 162 amino acids.